This is a messenger RNA of Anguilla rostrata (American eel), 1353 nucleotides long. RefSeq names its product polymerase (RNA) III (DNA directed) polypeptide H (gene polr3h). NCBI's taxonomy places the organism in Eukaryota, Metazoa, Chordata, Actinopteri, Anguilliformes, Anguillidae. Gene Ontology annotation, biological process: transcription initiation at RNA polymerase III promoter; DNA-templated transcription. The coding region runs from base 313 to 936 and encodes 207 amino acids. Gene Ontology annotation, cellular component: RNA polymerase III complex. The record is from RefSeq and is a predicted model, not a curated record. Gene Ontology annotation, molecular function: DNA binding; DNA-directed RNA polymerase activity. The transcript is spliced from 7 exons.
AAACGGAUGCGUGUUGUCGCAAUUAAAGCACAUGGUCGUAAAGUAUGGACUAGUACGUCCAACACACAAGAAGCAAAAUAGGGAAUCCAUCUGAAAAAAUUAGUAGAAAACUUGAUAACAAACCUAAAGAAUGACGAUAGCAUAAAGAGUAGGCACUUGUCAAGCGCAAAACGAAAGUCAGGUAAUUGAAUUCAGGUCAAGGUUUCCAAGGAAAGAGUUAACUAAAAUUACAAUCUCAGGAGGACUAACUUCUCUGGUACUGGCUACGUCGAUGUUAGCCUGCUUGCUAGCUAGCUAACUACCACCAAAAGGAUGUUCGUUGUAGUGGAGAUGGUGGACACGGUGAGGAUUCCUCCGUGGCAGUUUCAGCGACAACUCAACGAGGCCAUUGCUGAAGAAUUAAACAAAAAGUUGGCUAACAAGGUAGUCUACAACGUAGGUCUGUGCAUCUGUCUGUAUGACAUCACCAAACUAGAGGACUCGUAUAUAUUCCCAGGUGAUGGCGCCUCACACACUAAAGUGCACUUCAGGUAUGUGGUGUUCCAUCCUUUCCUGGACGAGAUCCUGGUGGGGAAGAUUAAGUACUGCAGCCAGGAGGGGGUGCACGUCAGUCUGGGAUUCUUCGAUGACAUCAUCAUUCCGCCAGAGUCUCUGCAGCAGCCAGCAAAAUUCGAUGAGACGGAACAGGUGUGGGUUUGGGAGUAUGAGACAGACGAGGGGGCCCACGACCUCUACAUGGAUCAGGGCGAGGAGAUCCGCUUCCGCGUCAUGGACCAAGUCUUUCUGGACACCUCCCCGACUGGUCCUGCUGUCACGGCAACCGACACCCCAGGAACAACCGUGGCCGAGGAUAGUGGUCAGAAAGAGGCUCCGUACACGCUGAUAGGGUCCAUUAGUGAGCCAGGCUUGGGACUCUUGUCCUGGUGGAACAGCUAGCGAUGAGGACAAAAGAGAAAAAGCGGAGAGCAGUGGGACGGGGGUACAGGGACGCACACACACACGAGGGCCGUCCCCCCAGACCUGCCCCGGGACCUGCCUGUGAGGAAUUCAGAUGAACUGCGAUUCUGUACCCCCCCCUCCCUCCCAAAACGGAUGGCACAGUGGGCUGGGGUGGGCCUCUGGAGCUGUGUCUGAGAGAGAAAACACUCUUAUCUCCAGGGCACAGAAGUAUCACAGGGCCUGUCUGUAACGACAGCGAACACUGCCUGAGCUUGAUCUGAUUUUGGGCGGAGCAGACGCUGCCUGCGGAACGUAUGGCGUCCCACAGAGUGCUGUGUCUUUGUAAAUAUUGCUGUGGCCGCCUAUCGGCACGUUGCUGCCCAGUUCACAAUAAAGGAGCUUUGUUUCCAGCGA